GCCCUCCCCUCACUGCCCGCGGUGCCUCCGACCGCCGCGCUCUCUCGCAGCGGGCGCCGAGGACUGCGGGGGGCGCGCCACCGGCCGCCGCCUUCCUCCUCGACGCGGCGGCUCGGGAAGUUGAGGUUUCCACACUGUUGCAGUUCUUUGGGUUUGUGUUUUUCCUGAAAUGGUAGGACUAGGAAACAGCUGCCGAGGGAUGAAGUCUCCACCCCUGCUUGUGGCUGCGCUCGUGGCGUGCAUCAUUGUUUUGGGCUUCAAUUACUGGGUUGCAAGUUCCCGCAGCGUGGAUCUGCAGGGUCGGAUCAUGGAUCUGGAAGGCAAAGUCCGCCGUGCGGCAGCAGAGAGGGGUGCUGUGGAACUCAAGAAGAAUGAAUUCCAAGGGGAGCUAGAGAAGCAGCGGCAGCAGAUUGACAAAAUUCAGUCCUUGCACAGCUUUCAGAUGGAAAAUGCCAACAAGCUACACCAGGAAGAGAAGGCAGUGCUGAUGAGUAACAUCACAGUAAAUGACCGAUUGAUCCAAAGCCUACGAGAACAAUUGAAAGAGUUACAGACAGAAUAUGGAAAGCUACAGCUGAAUGUUUAUUGGUUUCAGAAGAACCAGACUAACCUUCAGAGGAAGUUCUCAUAUGACCUGUCACAAUGCAUCAACCAGAUGAAAGAAUUAAAGGAACAAUGUGAAGAAAGGAUAGAUGAGCUUACAAAAAAGGUUACUGAUGCUCCACAAAUCAAAGAAAACAAAGACUUAUCAGAAGAUUUGAAAAAAAAUAGCCCGGCCAGUAUUCAACUGCCAACCUUGGAGCAAACUGAGUUCAAGCAGGCUGACUUGGAACACCAGAAACCCAGUGAAGAUGGAGCUAAAGCAGUACCUACGAUAAAAAAGACAGACCUGCUGGAGGCUAAAGAAAGAAUAAAUGGCCUAGCUGACAUCAGAAAACAGGAGCCUAUGGUAGAAGAGGAGAAGCUCUCUAGUCAAGUGAAAGACCUGCAGGAUCCACUCAAGGCUGCUGCUGGUCAUGAAGAGAUGCUGCCUCAAGAUGUGUUACAGCUGGCUGCAGAGCAGGCUGCCAGUGAAGAAGCUGAGAGGGAGCAGCUCCUGAAUUAUGAUGCUAAGCAGGACUCACCCCCCGUAAAGGCUGACAAACAGGAACAUGAAGCACUGAAACAAGAUAGGGAAGUUGAUUACAACUUACAUGAGAAUGAAGCUGAAUCAGAAAUGGACAAGCAAGCAGCACUUGCAGGGAUUGAAAAUGGUAAAAAAGAAACGAAGUUUUAACCCAAGUACUACAUGCUGAAAAGUUUGAGACAAUAUUUUGAACAUUAUAUCCUGUAGCAGAUAUAAGUAACUAUUUUCUGUUUCUUUUUGAACUCUCCCUCAUGUGGACAGUGUGACCUACUUUCUGUCUAGCAUCACGAAGUUACUGUUUAACAUGCACUGGGGAGGGACUGUAUCUGCACCUUUAUUGUAUGGUACUUAACAGUCCAUUCAGAAUUUCUUCUGCUGUGUUCUAGAUUAUUUUCCACAUGAAGAACUAUCACUUCUACCUCUCAAAGAGAUUUAUAUACCUUUUUUUUUUUUCCUAAUUAGUUCAAAACCAAGAUACGAGGAACCACUUAGCAUAGUGAAGAACGACAGAGGUUGUGAACACAGGAAGUUUGUGAUGCAGCUUAAGUCACUUCUUCAUAUAAAUGCAGCAAGGAUGAGAGCAAAGUGAUCUGAGAAUCUUUUGAUUAUGUUCUCAAGGCUUCAGUAAGAGCCUAAAUGAAGUAGUAUUUUCUUGUGAAGUUUUAGUACUGUUUCAGGGGUAAAAAAAAAAAUCUUAAAUCUCUGGAGGCUUGUUUAAUAAAAGCAGCCUGACCUCUGCAUAACUUCUUCCUACUGAUUACAGAUUUGAAACCAGCUAGCAGUAAGCGUAGUAACUUUGAAGUCGGCUAACUUGUACAGUCAUACUAUAGAAACAGUAUCUGUGCAUUGGUGGUAGAUGAGAGUCCUCUGCCAAGGACAGAUCUUUCCCCUGAGCAGUGCAGUAGAGAAAUUCCAGCCUAGUUUUCAAAGGAGGUUAAGAGCAGAUAACUUGACAUAAAAUGGGAAGGAUGAAAAAUGAACCAUGCUGCUGUUUACCACUGUUUGCCUGUUCUGGCGCAUUUUAUUGAAAUGUGGGAAGACUUCAAAAGCAUGAUCGUAAUCCUUGGAUACCUUCCAGUAUGAUAUAUUUUCCUGGGCCUCUUAAGAGAAAUUACUGGUUUACACUGUAACCAGCUGAAGCACCUACAAGAAUCUGGUUGUGUUCUCAGCUUUUGGGUUAAGGAAAGAAAGACUUGGACAAUAGUGUCCUCGCAUUAAGAGAGAAGCCAGAAAGCUGGUUUAGACCUCUGUUCACAAGAUGUGUGCCACAGUAUGGUUCAGUUACCGCUAACUUGCACAAGUUUAUAGAGAGUAAAAAUUCCAUCUCCUGAACUUUUCAUGACAGAAGCUAUCUGAAAUGGUAUGCUACAACUACCCUUUACUCCAACCAGCUACUAUCCUCUGCUAAAAAGCAAAAAGGCAAAUGCUUGCUGUGUAGAACAGCAAUCAUCUCAGCUGUUCAGUGACUAAUACUCUCUGCUGGACUUCUGACGAAGGUAAACGAGACUGUGCAUUUACGAGACACCUCUAUGUUUUUCACAGGUGGAGCUGCAGUUCUGUGAACUCCUAUGUUAUGUAAUAGUGUGUCUUAUUGCUAAUAUUCUGUAGCCUUUGUCAUUUCUGUAACUCGUUGAAUGUAAACUGGAAACUAGUUUAUUUGUGAUAACCUAGAAAUACCUUCUGCUACCUGCAGUGUAUAGCCAGCUCUUUGGAAGUUCUCAAGCCUGACACCUGUGUUCAGAGCAAUCUUUAUGAAUAUGAACCAACCGCUGUCAAGGCAGCAUGGCAGCUUCCUAACCAGGAAUUCAAAAAUACAAUAAAACCCCACAACUGGCUCUUGGCUUUCUCUCAAUGAACUUCAUUGUGUAACUGUUUCUGUGGGGUGUCAUUCCUUAGUGUAUUAGUUUACAACACCUGUACCUUACUUCAGCUGCCUAAAUAUGCACAUGGAAGGUUGGUUCAUUUGUAUACAAAGAAUAUGAGUUGUCACAGAUGAAAUGCAGAGCUCAAGUCAAAUGGUGCCUAGUAAGCCUAAAUAUGUAAACAGUUCACUGAUAGUCUUGCUACAUGUAACUUGAAUUUUUGUAAGAAAAGGACUAACUGCCAUUA
Messenger RNA from Neopsephotus bourkii (Bourke's parrot), 3235 nucleotides. RefSeq names its product golgi membrane protein 1 (gene GOLM1). Bases 170 to 1276 code for a protein of 368 amino acids. NCBI's taxonomy places the organism in Eukaryota, Metazoa, Chordata, Aves, Psittaciformes, Psittacidae. The record is from RefSeq and is a predicted model, not a curated record. Gene Ontology annotation, cellular component: Golgi apparatus. The transcript has 9 exons.